Odontomachus brunneus is the source of this 1225-nucleotide messenger RNA. Its product is annotated as protein Wnt-11b-1-like. The transcript is spliced from 5 exons. Gene Ontology annotation, biological process: cell fate commitment; neuron differentiation; canonical Wnt signaling pathway. Lineage: Eukaryota; Metazoa; Arthropoda; Insecta; Hymenoptera; Formicidae. Gene Ontology annotation, molecular function: frizzled binding; cytokine activity. Bases 60 to 1190 code for a protein of 376 amino acids. The record is from RefSeq and is a predicted model, not a curated record. Gene Ontology annotation, cellular component: extracellular region.
UGGCUACUUCCCCGUGAACAAGAGCGACGAUGUUAACCCCCUAGAAUGCGAAACGGAAAAUGAUGCGGAUAAAGAAGCGAAGCGGUGCCAAGGUCUGGCUGCUGCUGCUCGUGUUGCUGGUUCAAGGUGGCAGAUGCAUAAAAUGGCUCGGCCUCGGCCACGCCGGCGACAUGCAUGCGUGGACCAGAGAGGCAUGCACCAGCGCGAAGAGCGCCGGUUUGCUGGAGAGGAAGCAGGCGAGGGCCUGCAGGGCUACGCCGGAUGUGAUGCCUAGUUUAGUGCAAGCCGCCAAAGACACGUCGACGGUAUGCCAGCAGGCGUUCCGACACCGCAGAUGGAAUUGCAGCAGCAUCGAGCGUGCGCCUGACUACACGCCUGAAUUGCUCACAGGCACGAGAGAGCAAGCUUUCGUCUACGCGAUGUCGGCUGCAGCCGCAGUCUGGCGACUCGCGCGAGGAUGCGCUUUGGGGAGUCUCGCGGCUUGUUCCUGCGCGACGCCACCGCGAAGAGAGCCGCCGUCACCCUCGGCACUCAUCUCACCCUCCUCCUUCACAACCAUGUCCGUCUCUUUCGACACGCUGUCCGCGAGAAACUCCUUCAAGUGGGGUGGCUGCGGGGACGACGUGAGAUCCGCCUCGAGGAUGGCGAAGCGGUUCCUUCAGGGAGCUACGCCGCUUGGUACUGGCGCGACCGCCAAGUUCAUGCACGCGGUCAAUAUGCACAACAACAGGGCGGGCAGGAGGGCGGUCGAGCAGUCCUUGACCUUGGAGUGCAAGUGCCACGGGGUGUCGGGAUCCUGCAGCGUGCGUACCUGCUGGCGCGGUCUGGGCGCGACCGGGCCGUCCGCCGCCGGAAGUCGUUUGCUCCGCAGAUACGCCACCGCGGCUGAGGUCAGACCGCGAUCCGGCGGCAGGUUACCGCCCCUAUAUCACCACGAUAAUCUGCUAUUCACCACCAAAAGCCCGGACUAUUGUCUGCCGGAUAAGAAGAGGGGUAGUCUCGGCACGAUCGGCAGGCAAUGCAACGGCAGCAGUUCCGGUUACGAGGGCUGCGAGUACCUCUGCUGCGGCCGAGGACACGUCACCAGGACCGAGGAGAUCCUGGAGCGAUGCGACUGCAAAUAUUUCAGUUGCUGCUACGUGAAGUGCAAGACCUGCCGGAGGAUCGUGAAGACGUACGAGUGCAACUGAGGAUGCGACGUGGUCAGCACGCGGACGACGCGGGA